This is a messenger RNA of Rhododendron vialii, 662 nucleotides long. Its product is annotated as non-specific lipid-transfer protein 2-like. NCBI's taxonomy places the organism in Eukaryota, Viridiplantae, Streptophyta, Magnoliopsida, Ericales, Ericaceae. Gene Ontology annotation, biological process: lipid transport. The transcript has a single exon. The record is from RefSeq and is a predicted model, not a curated record. Bases 107 to 397 code for a protein of 96 amino acids.
GCCAAAAUGCAGUAUCUCAUUAGCAUUCCUUCUCUCUCUCUCUCUCUCUCUCUCUCUCUCUCUCUCUCUCUCUCUCUCUCUGAUAUUACUGUGGUGGUGUUGGAAGAUGAAGAAAGGGUCUUGUGCUUCACUACUGUGUGCUCUGGUUGUGGUGGUGGUGGUGCUAGCGGAAGCACGGGUGACCGAGGCGGUGACGUGCAAUCCCUUGGAGCUGAGGCCAUGUCUAGGGGCAUUCACGUCGGGGCAGCCGCCGUCGGCGGAUUGCUGUGACAAGGUGAGGGAGCAGAAGCCUUGCCUCUGUGGGUACAUCAAGAACCCUAACCUCAAGCAGUUUGUCAACUCUCCGAACACUCGAAAGGUUGGCGCCGCUUGUGGUGUCCCUUUCCCAACUUGCUAGAAUAUUUUCAAAUCCCAAAACGGAAGGAAAAAUUAAGAGAAUUUCACUUUGGCACGAAAGUGAAAAAAAAAAAUGGAUCACUGCAUGUCUCCAUGCACGUUUUUGAACUAGUGUUAAGAAUAUCUAAUAAUACGACUUUGCAAGUGACAUUGAGUCACCGACAGAGUUGUUGUAUUUGUCAUGUCUUUUUUUCUAGCAAGUUGUGUCAUCUACUAGAAGUUAUGUAGUUUCUUUUUAUUGGCAAUUGAUGAAAUUUUAUUAAAAA